AUGUCUUAUUACUUUCUGUGCUUCUUGUUUCUGAGUUCUCUAACCAACGUUUCUGGCGAAGAGCCAUAUAUGAUACGUAUUCUUGGAAAGCCAGGAAAAGUUAAAACCUCAGAAGCUAUGAAUAUUUCUUGGAUGGAUUGUUUGACGAAAUGUAGACUGGAUGUUGAUUGUUCGGCGGUUUACAAAUUGUCUGAUGUUCAAUGCCAGUAUUUUUCAUUUGGAAGUAUUUCUACUCUCCAAAAAGCUGAUUUUCAAAAUGAUGAAAUUGCAGUGAAGAUCCAAAUAUCACAGGACCAGUGCCCAACUUCUAAUCCUCUGAUUCCCGGACCCAAUUAUUAUACUCAAAUCAUCAAUGGCCAAUUUUACAUGUCUUCGGUGUCUCCAUAUUCUCUCUCCAACAAUAUCUACAACCUUACCUAUAGUGUGGCUACAUGUCCAAAUAACACAAAGCUGUUCCAGAGAGGAGAGACUACUAAAGUGUGUAUUGGUCUUUUCUUUUUCGAAGAUCCUCGUUGUAAUAAUCAAGCCGCCGCAUCUGCACUUUGUAAAGCACAGAAUGGGACACUUACUGGUCCAGCGAAUGCGAAUGAGUAUGAGUAUAUACAAGAUAUAUCCAACUCCUCCAAAUACUCCUCUAACCCAGACUCCUACGAAUACGUGACUUAUUGGUUAGACGGUGCUGGUACCAACACAGCGUACACAUUUGAAGACACUACCCACGACGGUACUACCAAUUACCAGUGGGCUGAAGGCGUAACACGAUCUAAAGGAGCUGGCCAAUGCCUACAUAAUCCAAAUCCGCUCUAUUUCAAUAUUUCGGAAUAUCCAUGUACAGCUACUUUCUUGACUAAAGCUGUUUGCUGGAGAGGCGCGUUGUGUCAAGUUCCACCGAUAAUUGAAACGUAUUAA
Caenorhabditis briggsae is the source of this 909-nucleotide messenger RNA. NCBI's taxonomy places the organism in Eukaryota, Metazoa, Nematoda, Chromadorea, Rhabditida, Rhabditidae. The transcript has 5 exons. Bases 1 to 909 code for a protein of 302 amino acids. The record is from RefSeq and is a predicted model, not a curated record.